This is a messenger RNA of Hippocampus zosterae (dwarf seahorse), 664 nucleotides long. It is a transcript of the gene magoh, whose product is annotated as mago homolog, exon junction complex subunit. Gene Ontology annotation, biological process: RNA splicing. NCBI's taxonomy places the organism in Eukaryota, Metazoa, Chordata, Actinopteri, Syngnathiformes, Syngnathidae. The record is from RefSeq and is a predicted model, not a curated record. The coding region runs from base 138 to 581 and encodes 147 amino acids. Gene Ontology annotation, cellular component: catalytic step 2 spliceosome; nucleus; exon-exon junction complex. The transcript has 5 exons.
GGUGACGGCCGUCAUUCUACGCAUGCGCAGACGACGUUCCAAUCUGCGACUGCUCGCUAGCUCGCUUAGGCGCGAGUUUUCCUCAAAAACAAGAAAGAAAGAGAAAGAAAAAAGAGACAACAUCUUACGCUGUUUAAAUGUCGACGAGUGACUUCUACUUGAGGUAUUAUGUUGGCCACAAAGGCAAAUUUGGACACGAGUUCUUGGAGUUUGAAUUCAGACCCGAUGGUAAGCUGCGCUACGCCAAUAACAGCAACUACAAGAAUGACGUCAUGAUCCGAAAGGAGGCGUACGUCCACAAGAGCGUCAUGGAGGAGCUCAAGAGGAUCAUCGACGACAGCGAGAUCACCAAAGAGGACGACGCGCUGUGGCCGCCUCCCGACCGAGUCGGAAGACAGGAACUGGAAAUCGUGAUCGGCGACGAGCACAUUUCCUUCACAACCUCCAAAAUCGGCUCUUUGAUUGACGUCAACCAGUCCAAGGAUCCCGAAGGUCUGCGUGUAUUUUAUUACCUGGUGCAGGACCUCAAGUGUUUGGUGUUCAGUCUGAUCGGACUUCACUUCAAGAUCAAGCCCAUCUAGAUGCAGUCGCUCUUGGGCUGUCGCCACGCAUUUGUACAUUUGCUUCUUUUUUUGUCUACGUUUUAAAUAAAGCUUUGAGAUAC